This is a messenger RNA of Dinoponera quadriceps, 3603 nucleotides long. RefSeq lists its product as uncharacterized. NCBI's taxonomy places the organism in Eukaryota, Metazoa, Arthropoda, Insecta, Hymenoptera, Formicidae. The transcript has 3 exons. Bases 454 to 2520 code for a protein of 688 amino acids. The record is from RefSeq and is a predicted model, not a curated record.
UUCACUACAGUUUCUGCGUGGCCGAAACUCCUUUGUGGCAUCUGUCAACAACCCUCAUCCCUCCCGAUCUGUCACAAUUGUUUGGCAGUCGUAAUGUGCAGACGUACUCCCGUAACGUUGUUUCUUAGUGAAUCGGAAAUUAUCCACUUUCUUUAAUACAUAUAUCUAUUUCGGUAGUAACCGAAUCAAAUCUAAUAUGUAACUAAUAAUCUAAUUAAGUAACCAAAUAUUAUACUUAACAAUUGUGAGGGAAACAGCGUUUGGCGCAUGUCCGUGAGGAUUGCUGAAGCCACAAGGAAAAAGAAGUAAACUCCCCAGCAUACGACCAAGUGAGCAAUCUAGCAGGUGAAUCAAAAGGUUGAGCAUCCGACCGGCACAGCCAUUACCACAACUGAAUUAAACUGAACUAUGACAUGUGAAUAAUUGUUUUCUUCAAAUUGCACCGUUGGUAUAAUGAGCGAUCAAGGACAUUUUAAAAACAAAUCCAGAACAGCUCGCGCCAAACGGUUUCAAUAUAAAUGGUUUGAUGGAAAUCCUGCAUGGAAAACAUGGGUAAAAGAGGUACCCAAUGAGCCUACAAAAUAUUUCUGCAAAGCUUGCAAAACUACAUUAACUUGCGGCUUGACUGAAAUAAAAAAACAUUCUGGGGCAGAGAUUCAUUUAAGAAAUAUGAUGACAGCACAAAAUUUAGAUUGCAAUAUUAGCGAUUCCAAGAUAACGGAUAGUACAUUCUCUGCAGGAACUAAUUCAGAACAAGCUGAAAUGGCUCAGCCCGGGUCUGAAGAGGAUUUUAACUUCGAAGACCGUGUUAAAAUGGCUGAGAUUCGGCUAAGUGUGUUUUUUGUGGAAAAGAACGUGCCAUUCGCAAUCUCGUCCGAUUUACUCUUGCUUAUGAAAGACAUUGGAAAAGAACCCGGUAUUUUGAAGUCGAUGUAUUUAGGUAGAACAAAAUUAACACACAUCGUUAACAACGUCCUCUGUCGUCAGGUGACAAAUCGAAUUUCUACAAUUUUGAAGGAAAAUAAAUUUUCGGUUUAUGAGGAAAAAAUAUUAAAUGUAAUGAAUGAAAAGUGGUUUCCAUUAAUGGUGCGUUACGUGGAGCCGAAAACAUUACGUAUUAAAUGUGAAUUGCUCCAAAUGAUUCACUUGGGUGCGAUUAACAGUUCUGCCAGCAAGAUCUUCCAGUCUUUCAAAACUGAGUUGUUAAAAAAGAAUAUUCCACUACAGUCGAUCGUCAGUCUCGUUUCUUAUAAUAUUUCAACGGUGAAUAAAAAUUCUUUUGAGACAAAAUUAAUCGAAAAUAAUCCAGAUCUCGUUGCGCUUCCGUGUGUAUGCCAUUAUUCAGCCUUAGCGGUUAAAGUGGCUUGCAAAGUACUUCCUCAAAACUGCAGGCGUUUCAUCAAAAGUGUUUCUACAAUUAUCAACAACAGCCCAGAAAAGAUAGAUACUUCGCAAGAUUCGAACAUGUCCUCCGAAAAAUCAUCUUACGCCGCAGUGGGUUGGCUGUCGCGUCACAAAUAUAUCGAGGGAAUUUUGGAAGUGUGGGAUACUUUGGAUAAUUUUCUGACGAAACAAGCGUGUAAGGAUAUUAGCGCAGAUCUGCAUUCGAUUUUUCAAGACCCUGCAACGAAAGCUUACGUUAUCUUUUUGAAGUUUACACUUGAUACUUUCAAGAGGUACAAUGAUAAAUUCCAAACCCAAGAGACCGUCAUUCACGAGUUGCAGCCUUCUUCGAUGGAAUUGCUACUUUGGUUCCUCAGAAAGUUCAUCAAAUCUGCGUUAUUAAACUCGGAAAUAUUCGAUCAUACCGUAAGAAAUUUAAUUUUCUCUGAUCCCGUUAAUCAGCUCCCACUGGAGGAAAUAGAUUUUGGUGAUGAAUGCAAACAAUACUUGCAAGACCGAUUGAAUCAGGGAGUAUUGUCUGAGACGGACGUCAAACUUGUUCAAGGCUGUUGCUUGCAAUUUUAUGUCAAGGCAAGCGAAUAUAUUUGCAAUCAUCUCCCGAUCGAUAAUCUCUUUUUGCAACAUGUUAAUGUAUUUGCAAGCAGAUCUGCAUUGUACGAUUGCGAUCGAGACUCCACAUUUCGUAAAGUUCUCCAAGUUAAACGCAGAUUACGCGACAUGCUUGACGAAGAUUCAAUUGAAAGCGAAUGGAGAUCUUUAUAUGAAAUCAGUCCAAUUAUAAAGGACGAAUUGUCAAAACUAUCUUUCGACGAUAUGUGGAUGAAAAUUAGCCUCUUUUCUACCGACGAAGGAAAACUUUGUUUUCCAAAUUUGCGCUCUCUUCUUAGCGUUGUGAGAACUAUUCCUCAUUCAAACACCGAGGCUAAACGUGUAUAUUCUCUUAUUCCAGAGACAAGUAAGAAGAAAAGAAACCUAUCGAUUGAGACGUUAAAUUCAAUUUGCGUUAUAAAUUAUUAUUUAAGAAGUACUAAUGAAACUGCUCGCACCAUGACAAUGACGCGUGAGCACCUGGACCUGACGAAUUCGGCAAAUGUUUAUAAAAUAAAGUCUGAGUAACGCCGGAGCUCCAUUACGAUAGGGUGAUUUGAGCGAUUUGGGCGACAACAUCCGUUGCACGUAGCGGUUUAUCAGGCACGGUACGAUUUGUGACAAUCAGAGGUAGGAUUCAGGUGGUAUAUGAUAAUGAGGAGUUGACGCUUAAGGUGGACGAGUUGGAACAAAAGUAAGGCAAGGCCACGAAAGUUAAUGAUCACUUUGCGGACUCCACCGCCUAUGGUUCACUGUAUAUAAGAAGUAUACCAGAUACAAUCCCAGCGAAAGUGCUUUUCGCAAAUGCACACGAAGUGUCCGACUAUGAUAGACUAUAUUAUGAUAUAGUCACCUUUACGAUACAUAAUAGCUUUUGGCAAAGGAAGAAGGUGAAUCUACCGAAUAGCAACAGAAGCGCAUAUCACUCGUCUUAUAGUUUUACAAAUGGUUUUACUUAACAUUACCGCUACUGUGCCUUCCUGUUGUUCAUAUAGUCAUAGUAUUUUUAAUACAGGUCUAUGUUAAAUAGACGAAUGUUACGUUCUUAGUCAAUUUUAUAAGGAUAAUUGAUUGGUGAUAACUUCUAUAUAUAUGUAGAGAAAAAUAUAUAUAUACACAGGGGAAACUGAGACAUACAUAAUUAAAUUGCGGCAUUACAUAAUUCGUGUGCGCCGCAAUUAUAAAUCACGCUUAUUAAUAAUAAUAAUAAAUGAACUAUUAUCGUUAUGUAAUAAUUGCUUUUUUUUUUAUCGCGAAACGCAUUGUUUUAACGUUAGAGAAUCAAUUCUCAAACUCUAUCUGUGCUGUGUAAAUAUUAGGGAAUUUUUGCAAUAACGUUUUCGGUAGAUACGAUGAACGCUAAAAUGCAUUCCGGUAUUCACUGCCAAUACUUUAAGCCUAUAGAUACGUAACGCUUUAGCGUUUACUGUAUCUGAAAGAUAGUUUCGCAAAAACUCCCUAUUAUGUUGUUAUAUAUACAUAAACGGUAGUAUUACUCGACGAUAUGUAUAUUUAUUCAGUAGCAUCAUGCAGCAUACGAUUUGGGUCAUAAUUUAUUGUUAGCAUUUUCGCAGCGAAUGUCAUGAAUAAAAUUUAAUAAUUUAUUUGUAA